AUGCAACGUUCAAUUUCCUCAACCAACAAUGUCUACCGCAAUCUCCUCCACUACCACAAACCACCGACUUCCGCCACCCUCACACGGCAGCAAACACCCUGUGACGUUUUCAUCAACCACCGUGGGAUCGACACAAAGAAGAAUGUCGCCGGACUUUUGUAUGGUCAUCUUAUGAGGUUGAAUUUAAACCCUUUUCUGGAUAGCAAGAAUAUGAAACCGGGGGAUAAAUUGUUCGAUAAAAUCAACACUGCGAUCGGUGGAUGUAAAGUCGGGGUUGCGGUUUUUUCUCCCCGGUAUUGUCAAUCGUAUUUUUGCUUACAUGAAUUGGCUCGUAUUAUGGAGGCUAAGAAGAGGGUUAUACCAGUUUUUUGUGACGUUAAACCAUCCGAGCUUUUCGUUAAGAACCACUGGAGGUCCCCUAAACAUGAUAUAGAUAGGUUCCAAUCGGCUCUAGAUGCGGCUAAGUACACGGUUGGACUAACUUUCGAUUCGUCAAGAGGGGAUUGGCCGGAAUUUUUGAUGACGGCGACCGAAGCAAUUAUCGAGAACCUGAUAGAGGUGGAAGAAGAAGAAGAGGAGGAGGAGGAGCAAAAAUUAAUCGUCUAA
Molecule: messenger RNA, 606 nt
Organism: Cynara cardunculus var. scolymus (artichoke)
Lineage: Eukaryota; Viridiplantae; Streptophyta; Magnoliopsida; Asterales; Asteraceae
Product: disease resistance protein LAZ5-like
Exons: 2
Coding region: 1-606 (201 amino acids)
Biological process (GO): signal transduction
Source: RefSeq, a predicted model, not a curated record